ACACUGGCCAACGCGACGUCGCCUCCUCCAGUGGUGCAGCUCUUCAUCUCCGACUACGUGUACCGGGUGCUCGUGGAGUUCUUCUCCGUCCUCUGCUCCGUGGUCUCCUUCUCCGGUUGCCUCGGCAACGGCAUCGCCGUGAGAACAUUCGUCCUGAUGGGCCUCAAGGACGGCGUGACGGUCUCCUUCCUGUUCCUCACGGCCUCCGACCUCGCCUACCUGCUGGUCCUGUUCGCCCACUCCAUUUCGUUGGGGUUCUUCGCCGUCGAGAGGGGGAGUGAUUUCAAAACGUGGUUUCCGGUCGACCCUUUCGGUGUGUACGUGUUUCUCUCCGACACCGCAAUGAUGCUGUACCUCAUCACAAUUCUGACCACAACGUUCCUGGCCGUUGUUCGAUGCAUGUGCGUCGCGAUGCCCUUGAAGUUCAAAACAUCGUUCAGGAGAGCGACGUCUCUGGUCAUCCUCGCUGCGUUCGUCGUAGUGGCCGUCGGCAGCUACACGCCCGUCCUGGUCUACAUGAAGAUGGUGACCGUGUUCGACGUGAGGGUCAACGCGACGAGAUCCGUGCUGUGGAUUUCCCCGAAGAGGGACGAGGUCAAGGACAUUGUGUGGAUCACGCGAGACGCCUUCGUCACGAUGGCUACUCAGUUCGUCAUCAUUGUGUGUGUGCUCGUCAUGGCGAGAAGUCUCCGCGCCGCUUCCAGGUUCCGCCACGAAUCGGUGAUGCACACUGGUACUAAAACCAAGGCGAAAUCAGUCACGUCCGAACCGAUCUUCUCAACUCAGGGCCAGAGUCAUGCAAGCAACGAACAAGUCUAUAACAAAACUAACGAUCGUUCUAGAAGCGGUUCCAAAACUAAUCCUAACGCGAUGACCCGUAAGGAGUUCGCAGUGGUCCAGCAGGUGGUUCUCAUCUCGGUGGUGUACAUCGUCUGCAACACCCCGAAGAUCACCAUCAACAUGGCCGCCUUGUUCGUCCCCGAUUUCGCCAUCGGCAAGAUUUAUCAGAACGUCUACCUCACCGUCCUGGGGGCCAUGGAGUUAUUCCAGGCGAUAAACUCCGGAAUCAACGUCAUCAUCUACUAUAAAUACAACACUAAAUUUCGCAAAAACUGUAAGCUUUGCGGUAGGUGA
Messenger RNA from Lymnaea stagnalis (great pond snail), 1134 nucleotides. The record is from the annotation of a GenBank genome assembly. Lineage: Eukaryota; Metazoa; Mollusca; Gastropoda; Lymnaeidae.